Solea senegalensis (Senegalese sole) is the source of this 1762-nucleotide messenger RNA. RefSeq names its product protein rapunzel-like. NCBI's taxonomy places the organism in Eukaryota, Metazoa, Chordata, Actinopteri, Pleuronectiformes, Soleidae. The transcript has 3 exons. The record is from RefSeq and is a predicted model, not a curated record. Bases 165 to 848 code for a protein of 227 amino acids.
GAAGGAGGCUAUCGAGGUUGGGACGUUUCAGAGGGAGGUGUUGGUAGAGCCAUUGGCAAAAAGUUUCAGGAAUCAUCUCGUUCCACAGUCGACUGCAACAACACGACCUGAGCUCCACGGAGAGAAACUGAAAAUCUACACACUGUGACCUCCACACCUGAACCAUGAUGGACGAGGAGAUCAUCGAGGACCAGACCAAGCUGAAGCAGGGCCUGAUCCAAGUGCUGCACUGCGUGGCCACCAUCUCCUCAGCAGCAGCCGUGGUUAACCCCAUCUUCGGCGUGGCUGGCUCCCUGAUCCGGGUGGUGCUACACCACGUCGACGAUGAGGACAUCCGCACCCUCAAACGUGAGUUUGGCUCGGUCCACCAAAGGCUGGACCAGCUGUCUCAGCAGAACCGUAACACCCUGGUGCAGAUCAAGAAGGAGACGCUGAACAGCCAGUACUGUCAGGUGGAGGGGAACCUGAAGAACCAGUUCAGGAAGUUCAUGGAGAUGGUGGAGGCACAGCCGGACCUCCGCGAACGCAAGAAGGAAGACUUCGAAGAGAGCUACAGCAAUGACUUGGGUGAUCAGAACCUCCACACCCUCUAUGAUGGUGUGGUGGGUAAACCCAAGCUCUUCAGCAGGCCCAUCCUGGAGGUUUACCUCAAACACUCGGAGGGCGACCGCCAUACCAUGGAGCAACUGUGCACACGUCUCACCUAUCUGUUCUGCAUCGGGCUCAUCGCCCUCAUGGGACAUGCGGCCGUCACCGGAGACGACGAAGAGAGUCUGUGCGAAGAGUGGGCCGAGAAGAUGGAGCACGUGCAGGAUAAGAUGCAGGAAGCUCUGCGCUUGUGCAAAUGAAGAAGCGCCAUCAUAAAAAGAGCUUUUCUCCUCUGCUGCUUUCUGCUUCUUACUCCGGGGUCCAUGUUCCUCCUCUGCCUCUUAACGUUUCUCUUUCUCUCAGCACUUUGUCGGGUCACCAGUUGAGAACAUAACGAUAACGAUUGAGCAUCUUUGGCUGCAUUUACACUGACCAUGGCAGUGUAUGGUCAAAUCAGAGUCAAGCCUCAUUAGUAUGUGGAAAUAAUACAUGUAUACAAAUACUAUGGAACACGUGUACACAGUCUGCGAUCACAUGACCGUUUCAACCGGCGCAACGGAGGACGAGGCCUCUCACGAGUGCCUUUUUAAGCCUCUCAAAUUUCAUAGUAACGACACUUUCGCUUCCAAGUCAGUAGCCACGCCCAUCACGUAAUCACCUGAUUUCAGAUGUGGGUUAGAUUUGAAAGACAAUGUUACCUGAUACAGGAAACAUCAAGACCCUCAGUGUCAACCAAACACUUCUGAUAGAAACACAUGUACUAACACUACAUAGAAAAGAUGCCAUUAUUGUCCAUUAUGUCUCAGUACUAUGAUUAAAACUUACUCUGCUAGUAAGUUACUAUAUCACACACACACACACACACACUAAUAUUGGUAGCUUUAAAGCGUCCUUUCUCUGUAUUUUCUGGCUAAUAUAAAAUAUCACAACAUAACAUUUAAAUGUUUAUUUGAAAUUUGAUUCACUAGGGAUGCACAAUAUUAUCUGCACCAUAUUAUUGACUAUCUGCAAACACACUAAGGUCCCUGAUAUGGCUGUUGACUAUAACAGGUGGCUCAAUAGGCGGCCACCUCCAUGUCCUCUGUGCUGGCGCCCUCUACUGCUUUCUUUUAUGUUUAGUUAUUUUGCACAAUGAAGAAAAUAUAUAUCUGACAUGAGUAUGAAAAAUAUUCAC